Messenger RNA from Phragmites australis (common reed), 1146 nucleotides. Its product is annotated as expansin-B2-like. Bases 83 to 904 code for a protein of 273 amino acids. Gene Ontology annotation, biological process: sexual reproduction. The transcript has 3 exons. The record is from RefSeq and is a predicted model, not a curated record. Gene Ontology annotation, cellular component: extracellular region. Lineage: Eukaryota; Viridiplantae; Streptophyta; Magnoliopsida; Poales; Poaceae.
CUCGUCCCUCAUCAAGCCACAAAACAGCCAAGUAGUAGCAGCGCAUAGAAGGUUCUAGCUCAGCUGGUACGUACGAGCUGAGAUGGCCGCCGUGAUCGCCUCGAGGGCGGCUGCACUCGUUGCACUGUUCGCCGUGCUUGCCACGUACGGCGGUCGCGCCGAGCCGGUGAGCAACAACGCAACCGCCGCUCGCCGACUCCUCGCCUCCAGCUCCGGCUGGCUCCCCGCCAAGGCCACCUGGUACGGCGCUCCCAACGGCGCCGGCCCCAACGACAACGGUGGUGCGUGUGGGUUCAAGCACACGAACCAGUACCCGUUCAUGUCCAUGACGUCGUGCGGCAAUGAGCCCCUGUUCCAGGACGGCAAGGGCUGCGGCUCAUGCUACCAGAUAAGAUGCGUCAGUGAGAAUAACCCCGCCUGCUCCGGCGAGGCCAAGACGGUGAUGAUCACCGACAUGAACUACUACCCGGUCGCCAAGUACCACUUCGACCUCAGCGGCACGGCAUUCGGCGCCAUGGCAAAGCCCGGUCUCAACGACAAGCUACGCCAUGCCGGCAUCAUCGACAUGCAGUUCAGGAGGGUGCCCUGCAACCACCGAGGCCUGACCGUGAACUUCCACGUGGAGGUGGGCUCGAACCCCGUCUACCUCGCGGUGCUCGUGGAGUACGCGAACAAGGACGGGACCGUGGUGCAGGUGGACCUGAUGGAGUCGAACUCGCGCUACUGGACGCCGAUGCGCCGCUCGUGGGGAUCCAUCUGGCGUCUCGACUCCAACCACCCGCUGAAGGCGCCCUUCUCACUGCGCAUCCGCAGUGAGUCCGGCAAGACGCUGGUGGCCAACAACGUCAUCCCGGCCAACUGGAGGCCCGACGCCGACUACCGCUCCGCCGUCCAGUUCACUUAACCGCACGCUACUCCUACAUGCUACAACCAUUCGUAAAGCAUUGGUGGUCCAGUUAUUUUGGUACCGUGUGAUUGCAAUGGGGUUGGCGAAUUUCAAUUAUGUGUUGUCGUUGAGUGUGUCUUGAGACGCGUGGGAAAUGGCGGAGGCAAGUAUUAUACAUGUGCUCUCCCGCCUACUAUUACAAGUGUUUACAAAUUACAUACUGUGGGAAAUACAACUUCACAUUUACUUAUACACACGUG